GGAGGCAGCGGGGGAAGAUGGCGGCGGCCGUUCCGCAGCGGGCCUGGACCGUGGAGCAGCUGCGCAGCGAGCAGCUCCCCAAGAAGGACAUUAUCAAGUUUCUGCAGGAUCACGGUUCAGAUUCGUUUCUUGCAGAACAUAAAUUACUAGGAAACAUUAAAAAUGUGGCCAAGACCGCUAACAAGGACCAUUUGGUUACAGCCUAUAACCAUCUUUUCGAAAGUAAGCGUUUCAAGGGUACUGAAAGUAUAAGUAAAGUGUCUGAGCAGGUGAAAAAUGUGAAGCUUAAUGAAGAUAAACCCAAAGAAACCAAGUCUGAAGAGACUCUGGAUGAGGGUCCACCAAAAUAUACAAAAUCUGUUCUUAAAAAAGGAGAUAAAACCAACUUUCCCAAAAAGGGAGAUGUUGUUCACUGCUGGUAUACAGGAACACUACAAGAUGGGACUGUUUUUGAUACUAAUAUUCAAACGAGUUCAAAGAAGAAGAAAAAUGCCAAGCCUUUAAGUUUUAAGGUUGGGAUAGGCAAAGUUAUCAGAGGGUGGGAUGAAGCACUCUUGACUAUGAGUAAAGGAGAAAAGGCUCGACUGGAGAUUGAACCAGAAUGGGCUUAUGGAAAGAAAGGACAGCCUGAUGCCAAAAUUCCACCAAACGCAAAACUUAUUUUUGAAGUGGAAUUAGUGGAUAUUGACUGAAAUAGUGAAGAAAUCAUCAACAAUAAAACAUGGCCGUGAAGAAACUUA
Molecule: messenger RNA, 740 nt
Organism: Cervus elaphus (red deer)
Lineage: Eukaryota; Metazoa; Chordata; Mammalia; Artiodactyla; Cervidae
Product: peptidyl-prolyl cis-trans isomerase FKBP3
Exons: 1
Coding region: 18-692 (224 amino acids)
Molecular function (GO): peptidyl-prolyl cis-trans isomerase activity
Source: RefSeq, a predicted model, not a curated record